Messenger RNA from Humulus lupulus (European hop), 2049 nucleotides. RefSeq lists its product as uncharacterized. The transcript has 3 exons. Lineage: Eukaryota; Viridiplantae; Streptophyta; Magnoliopsida; Rosales; Cannabaceae. The record is from RefSeq and is a predicted model, not a curated record. The coding region runs from base 1 to 2049 and encodes 682 amino acids.
AUGGUAAAGAAUGAAGCUGGUGUAAGGAAGAUUAAACCAAUCAAAAAUCUAAAGAGCAAGAGAAAGAUGGAACACGCACAAGUGCUAACCUUGGCCAACGAUGUGAACAAGCUAUGGUACAUAUGGAAUCUUCGGGUUUGUAUUGUGUUGAGCCUUUUCCUACAAUUUGUUCUGGUUGUUUAUGCUUCGAAGAGGAAACGAAGCAAGUCCAACUUGUUUCACCUGUGGUUCUGGUCAGCCUACUUGCUAGCAGACUGGAUUGCCGCUUAUGCUCUCGGCCAAAUCGUCCAAAUAAGACCAGGUGAUGACAUAAAUGAUCCCAACAAAAGUAGUGAACUCAAUCUAUUUUGGGCACAGUUUCUUCUGCUGCAUCUUGCAGGCCCUGACAGCAUUACUUCUUUGUCACCUGGGGAUAGUGGAGUCUGGUUGUCGACACUUAUACGAUUCCUUUGUCAAGUUGUUGCCACCAUCUUUAGCUUCGUUCUACUUGCACUAGCCAAGAAGAACAAGCUAUGGAUCCCUACAAUCCUAGUGUUCUCCGUUGGACUUAUCAGGUCUUAUGAGAAGGUAAAGACUCUAAUCAAAGCAAGCUUUGAUCGUUUAGGAGAAACUCUCUUGCCAGAACCAAAUCCCGGACCUGACUAUGAAGAUGCUGUGUCGACAGACAGACCAAGAUCAAGGAGUGUCCAGGUUGAGGAAAGGCCAAUUGUCCAUUCCGAACAUGAUGAUCUGAGAGAAGUUUAUGAUCAUGAAGACAUUAGAUUACUCUGUGCUGCUCAUUCUUUCUUUGAAGACUUUAAGGUACUCUUCACAGGCUCUCUUUUAAGCUUAGAAAGUCGAGACCGAAGCCGUGACAACUUUCUUCGACGUUGUCAUUCAGACGCUUUUAAAUUGGUCGAGUACGAACUCAGCCUCUUGCACGAUCUUAUGCACACCAAAACGGCUGUGUUGCUCAACACACUUGGAUACAUUCGUAGAUUUAUUUGUUUCUCUUCUGUUUUAGCGGCAACCAUAUUGUUUUUCCUUUCUGAUAUUACUAGAUAUACUAUAUUCGAUGUCUGCCUCACUGGUGCCUUGCUCGUGGAAACCAUUUUCUUUGAUAUCAUAUCUCUUAUUCAUCUCAUCUUUUCUGAAUGGUGCUUCAUUAGAAGUCCGAGGCUGAGACCUCUAACUCAAGCAACUAUUUUGAAAAGACAACGAUGGUCUAACGCUUUCUUCCAGUAUAACAUUUUCCGGUACUGCCUUGAUCAACGUUGGUCUCAACAAUUCUAUACGUUGGCUGGUUACUUAUUUAACUCAACGGGAUUCACUGAGACUCUGAGAGAAAUCUGGUAUUCACCAUUAACGGAAAUCCCCAAUCACGUGAAAGAAUCCAUUUUCGAAGAGCUCAAGAUGAAGUCUUCGAACGCAAAUGAUUUAAGAGCAGCCAAGGAAGCAUGUUCACAAAGAGGCAUUUGGUCGCUUUCACAGCUUUUGCCAGAAACCAAUCUUAGAUGGAGUAUCGAAGAAUUCGAAUACUUGGAUAGCCUUCUUCUCUGGCACAUAGCUACCGAGCUGUGCUAUCAAAAUCUAGAUUUCGACGACUCUUGCAAAAACGAAGUUCGGUUUUGCAAGUUCAUCUCAAACUACAUGUUUUAUCUGCUAGUCGCGCAGCCAACAAUGUUGUCCCAAGAAAUGGGGAACUUAUCCAUAGUCCUCCAAGAUACUCAAGCAGAGGCAAAGAACUUUUUUACAAAGCACUCAAUUUCACAUCAUAGACAGGCGUGUAACAAGCUGUUUUCUGUAAGAACACCUCAGAGACCGGCUGCUGUGAAGGGAUCGCAGAGCAAAUCUCUGUUGUUCGAUGGCUGCAUUCUCGCCAAAGAGCUUCAAGAUCUGAAGGAGCUGCAGUGGAAGGUGAUGUCCCAGCUGUGGAUAGAGUUGAUGUGUUUUGCAGCCAUUAAUUGCAGCCCAGCCACUCAUGCGCAGCAGCCUAGUAGAGGUGGAGAGCUUUUGACUUUCACUUGGUUGCUCAUGAAUCAUUUGGGUUUAGGAACCCAAUUUUCCUAG